Messenger RNA from Fraxinus pennsylvanica, 3288 nucleotides. Lineage: Eukaryota; Viridiplantae; Streptophyta; Magnoliopsida; Lamiales; Oleaceae. The record is from the annotation of a GenBank genome assembly.
AUGGUGUCAUUGUUGAACAGUGGAUCAUCCUGUGAGAACCCGAACAAGAAGCCAAUGCAAAAUAGUAAUGUGCCCAAGUACAAGCCUAGGAAAGUCUCUGCAGUUCGGGAUUUUCCACCUGGGUGUGGCCCAAAUGCUAUGCCAGUAGAUUUGAAGCUCAAAGAAGAAAAUAGCAAUGGUGUUAAGAAUUCUGAAUUGGCUUAUAUGAUGGAGGCAAAUGGAGUUGAAAAUUCUGUAAUGGCCAACAUUGUGGAGGCAAAUGAGGUUAGGGAUGCUGAAAUCUCUCAAGUUAUGAUACCUGAUGCGGUCAAUAAUUCUGAAAUAGUAAAUGUUGUGGUGCCUAGUGGUGUCAAAUUCCCUGAGAUUGAGAUUGAGGGUUGUCAAGACAUAGUUGUGAAUAAUCCUGUUGAAAUAGAAAUGACAGAAUCAGCGGAUGUGCUGGUGGGAGAAGUGGUGACCACAGCCACAGAUGAUUUAUCAAAUUGGGUUGAAGAACUGAUGAUGGGUACUAGAACCGUUGGGGUUGAAUUGCAGAAUGACGUAAAAUGUAAUUCAAUGAAGGAAGUUGACCAGGCUGAAGGUCAGAAGACUAUUCUAGAGGAUACAGCUUCAGAGGAAGCGAAACCUGGCCUGGAUAUUGGUGGUUCAAUUGACAGAAUGGAUUCACUGGGUGGUUCUCAGUUCUCAUUGUCACCCAAGGGAUCAACUGCUAAGGGCGUUAAGAUAGGAACUUCCUGUAGGCGUGAGGAUAAAUUCCGUCGUAGAAGAGUGUCUGCGGUUCGUGACUUUCCUCCUCUCUGCGGUAGAAAUGCCCCUCAACCAACUCAAGAAGAAAGGCAGACGGUUGCUUGUGGAAAAGAUUGUCUUGAUGCCAUUGAAAAUAUUGAAGUGGAAACGGAUGUGACUCAGAAGUUGAGGAAUAAUCCGGAUAGAGAGGCAUUGAGGGAGGUUCCAAUGAUCUCUGGAACCAAGUCUUUGGAAAGAGUUGAAAAGAUUGAAGUCAAGUCAGAAUCAAUUGGAACAAUGAGAGAUAUUGCAGAAAGAGGGUCAUCGGGAGAGAUAGUGACGGGUGUUGCCAAAAUCGAAGCUUUUCACAAUGUGGCAGGGAACACUUUAAAACGUGGGCUAACGAGAAAAACAAUUGAUGACAGUUUUGAAGAAUUUGAAAUUAGUUUACAGGAUGGUUAUUUCAAGGAAACAAAUCGAAGAGGAGCUCCAUCAGGUUCAAGGACCACGUCCAAACCAGUUCUUGAUUAUGCUGAUGUGGAUACUGGAGGACCAGUGGGGAGGGAUAUUGUUGUUUACUCAACAGACAGAAGUGAUAAAGCAAGGACUUCACAACAUGCUUUUAUCUCAGGGAAUGGAGUAGAUUUGGUGAUUGUACAUGCCCUGAUGGCUGCACCAAAUUGUCCAUGGACAAAAGAUAAGUCAGCUUUUAGUAAUUCAAGUGGAGGAAAUGUUAGGAAGCGGAGUUCAUCUUCACAAGAAAAGUCCAAACCGGUGGCCAAAAAAAGUGGUAUUAAAAGAGAAAUUUCAGGAGGACCCUCCCUGAAGAAGAAAAGAAUUCCUGUUUCCAGUGGAAGCCCAGGUGCACUGAUCAUCUGGGAUGAAAAAAAUAAUGGCGCUUGCGAUGAAGGUGUACCUGCAAAUUCUCCUUCCAGCCAUAAACCACGUGAUUUUGAUGUUAGCCUCCCUCCUUUUGGUCCCAAAAGCUCCAGUCACACUGAUAUCCGCAAUAGAGUGAGAGAGACACUUCGAUUAUUCCAUUCUAUUUGUAGAAAGAUCUUGCAAGGAGAAGAAGCAAAGUCAAUACCCGAAGAGGUAAGGAAGUCGAAGCAGCCUGAGAAAUCCAAGAGGAUUGAUCUUCGUGCAGCACAAAUUAUAAAAGAUAGAAAAAUGGAAGUUAACACAGGAAAGCAAAUUUUGGGAGAAGUGCCUGGAGUUGAAGUAGGCGAUGAGUUUCAGUACAGAGUGGAGCUUGCUAUUGUUGGCAUUCACCGCCUCUACCAGGCAGGUAUAGAUUCCAUGAAACACAAUGAUAUACUAGUUGCAACUAGUAUCGUUUCUUCUGGGGUUUAUUUUGAUGAUACUGAAGAUGCUGACGUCUUGAAAUACUCUGGAGAAGGUGGAAACGUUGUUGGGAAGAAUAAGCAACCCGAAGAUCAGAAGCUUGUGAGAGGAAAUUUGGCGUUAAUGAAUAGUAUAGCAGCAAAAACUCCAGUUCGUGUUAUCCGUGGAUGGAAAACAAAACCUUCUGAUUCUUUGGAUUCAAGAUCUAAGCUAGUCACCACCUAUGUUUAUGAUGGCUUGUAUACAGUGACAGAGUGUAGGGAGGAAGAAGGGCCUCAUGGUAAGAUGGUUUUCUUGUUUGAGCUGAGGAGGAAUCCUGGUCAACCUGAGCUUGCCUGGAAAGAAUUGAAGAAAUCUAAUAAGCACAUAGUCCGGCCCGGUAUUUGUGUCAAUGACAUUUCAGAAGGAAAAGAACCAUUAUCCAUAUGCGCUGUGAAUACUUUAGACAAUGAGAAACCUCCACCAUUUAACUAUGUUCCCAAGAUGUUGUAUCCCGCUUGGCACCAACCCGUUGCCCCUGAAGGCUGUGAUUGUUCAGGGAGAUGCUCGGACUCUAGAAAAUGCCGAUGUGUGUUAAAAAAUGGAGGUGAAAUUCCUUACAACCGCAACGGGGCUAUUGUUGAAGCGAAAACUCUUGUAUAUGAGUGUGGUCCUUCCUGCAAAUGCCCUCCUUCUUGCUACAACAGAGUCAGCCAACGUGGUAUUAAAUUUCGGCUUGAAAUAUUUAAGACAGAAUCAAGAGGCUGGGGUGUAAGGUCCCUAAAUUCUAUUCCUUCAGGAAGCUUUAUAUGUGAGUAUGCAGGAGAGCUUCUCGAAGACAAGGAAGCUGAACAAAAAAUUGGCAACGAUGAAUAUUUGUUCGAUAUUGGACAGAAUUACAUGGACUCUUCCCUGAGGCCAGAAGAACCAGGGAAUUCAGUUGAAGUUUUUCAAGAAGGUGGCUAUACAAUUGAUGCGGCCCAGCAUGGAAAUAUUGGAAGAUUUAUCAAUCACAGCUGUUCACCCAACCUUUAUGCUCAGAACGUGACAUAUGAUCAUGAUGACAAAAGAAUGCCUCAUGUAAUGUUUUUUGCAGCAGAGAACAUUCCUCCCUUGCAGGAGCUUACUUAUCACUACAAUUAUACAAUUGAUCAGGUUCGUGAUACCAACGGAAAUAUCAAGAUUAAGAAAUGCUAUUGUGGUACUGCAGAAUGUACAGGACUAAGUAAUGGGCUUUAA